Molecule: messenger RNA, 737 nt
Organism: Myzus persicae (green peach aphid)
Lineage: Eukaryota; Metazoa; Arthropoda; Insecta; Hemiptera; Aphididae
Exons: 2
Coding region: 41-733 (230 amino acids)
Source: RefSeq, a predicted model, not a curated record
UAAUAAUAAGAUAAUUACAUUUUUUAGAUUUUGUACAUUGAUGUUUGAUGAAAUUUGUUUGAGCAGUGGACUACACUACAAUUUAACAUCUGACCAAAUUGAUGGCUUUGUUGAAAAUGACACGACGAGAAGCCAAGAAUACGCUGAUCAUGCAUUGGUAUUUAUGGUGCGUGGAAUAAAAAAAAAAUUUAAGCAACCAGUGGCAUAUACAUUUUGCCAAGGAGCUACAAAACAACAUGAACUGGCAUGUCAGUUGAAAGAAGUUAUUAAACAAGUAAACAAAGCGGGCUUACAAAUAUUGGCAACUAUUUCUGAUCAAGGGCGAACUAAUGAAGAAGCAAUUAAAUUUUUAAAAACUGAAACCAGGGGUGCUUACAUUAAAAGGAAUGAAGAAUAUAGGGAUGAUAUUUAUGAAAUAGAACUAGACGACCACAAAACCAUGAAGAUAGUUCAUAUUUUUGAUGUCCCCCAUUUAAUGAAGUGCAUACAUAACAAUUUACUUACGAAAGACUUGGUAUUUUGUAUGGAUGGGAACAAAGGACGUGCAAAAUGGUCACACAUUCGAGAACUCUAUGAAAUUGAUAACGCUAUACCAGACUGUAAAAUGUUGCCCAGAUUGACUGACCGACAUGUUGUGCCUGAGAAGAUACUAAAAAUGAAAGUGAAAUGUGCGACACAAGUAUUUUCUCAACAUGUAUCAUCUAUAAUGCUGUUUUUAGCCUGUAAGUGUUAACAAU